AUGGCUGCUGCUCUAAUGCAUCGACGAGCGGGAAGAGUGCGACGGGGUCAAUCAGCUAUGGAGCUACACAUCGUCGCGAAAGCCGUGCGGCUACUGAGUGAACAAAUGACUGAUCAGCACACGGCGGUCCGGGAGUCGAAUAUCUGGGCUGUGGUGGCAUUGGGAUACACUGGAGCCAUCGGCGAGCUCAGAACAGGCAAGCUUCCACAGCAGUCCGUACUCAAAGAGCUGCAAACGAUCCAUAUCUACGGGCGACUCAUAAACAACAAGGUACAUCUACGAGGACUGGUCCAGCUCCUCCAGAUGAUUGGGGGACCGCAAAAUCUGAAAACGCCAAGUAUGGGGGCGGCCAUCAGCUUCGCCGAUCUGUACAACUCGGUCAGAGACCUGCAACGACCCUCGGUGCCGUUCAUACCCUUCACCGUCGACUAUCUAGAUGGCGAUCGCCUUGCGGUCUCGCAGUAUGAGCGAGAGUGGGCUCGCCCUGUUCUAAGUGUGUUGGGAAGCACUUUCAUUGACGUCUGGUCAGGUCCGACGGAUGCAGUAGUGUUGAAACUACUUGAGGUCAUCCAGCAUAUCUGCGACUUCACCGUCCUGGUUGAAAAUUAUAACCAGAAUCGAUCCGUUGCCAGGACCCCAGCAGCGCUGACUGAUCAGAGAAAUUUCACACAGCAUGCUAUAAUGUCUUUGCCAGCUGCAGAAGAUUUUCAAAGUGAGAGAAAAGAGGUCUGUGAUCCUCAGUACGAGCCCUGCCGGCUCGCCUGCAUCGUCUACAGCUUGCUGAUCAUUAUGCCGUUCCCGCCUACGGUUCGAUUCUUCGAGAGGGUGAUUGCGAGACUUCAGCGCAGUAUUUUGGACAUGAGAGCAACCAAAGUGAAAGGCCAGUACCGGAUGCAGCUGCAGUUGUGGGUACUGGCCAUGGGCGCUCUCAUUUCGAUCGGUCUACCAGAAAGAACCUGGUUUAUCACCGAGAUGAACGCAGUGCUUGAGCGUCACGAGGUGCUGCAUGUUCACGACUUUCUUGCUCUGCUCCAGGGCUUUCUGUGGCACCCCUGUACGAACUCUCAUGAUGGCAAAGAACUGUGGCAUGAUCUUCAAGCAGCCCGUCAGAGGUCCUUGUGA
This is a messenger RNA of Cyphellophora europaea CBS 101466, 1122 nucleotides long. RefSeq lists its product as uncharacterized. The record is from RefSeq and is a predicted model, not a curated record. The transcript has 2 exons. The coding region runs from base 1 to 1122 and encodes 373 amino acids. Lineage: Eukaryota; Fungi; Ascomycota; Eurotiomycetes; Chaetothyriales; Cyphellophoraceae.